Molecule: messenger RNA, 4447 nt
Organism: Diachasmimorpha longicaudata
Lineage: Eukaryota; Metazoa; Arthropoda; Insecta; Hymenoptera; Braconidae
Product: runt-related transcription factor 2-like
Exons: 8
Coding region: 1714-3552 (612 amino acids)
Biological process (GO): regulation of DNA-templated transcription
Cellular component (GO): nucleus
Molecular function (GO): ATP binding; RNA polymerase II cis-regulatory region sequence-specific DNA binding; DNA-binding transcription factor activity, RNA polymerase II-specific
Source: RefSeq, a predicted model, not a curated record
UCAAAUUAUUUAACCAAUUUCAUUUAACAAUUUUUUUGUGAUUAUUGAAUCGACUCGACUCCCUCAUGAAUUCCUUCCGUAAAAAUCGCGCGGACCAAAAUAAAUGAUUAGUGAUUAGUCUUCUGAUCCUUGAAGUUGGUAUCAGACCCUUCGUUUGGUGAAAAUCGUGCGGCAGAUUUUCCUAUCCAAUUGUUCCUCAUUGAGCCCGAUAGACCAAGAAAUUAACAAAAUUUCUUUCUAGUUCCAUCUCCCCCUCUGCGGUCGGUAAACACAAAUGGUGCCAAUCAUCGCUGAUCACCGUAGACUAUCUGCUAUGCAGUAUGCAGUAGAUAAACCGUAUGGUACAACUGUCGAGCUGUUUCCCCCAAUAUCCAACGAUCCUAAUUGGUUCACCAACAGAGGCAAAUAACGAGGCUCGUUAUCGACACCAAGGCGAGGUAGUGAGUGGAGUGGUGGAAAGAAGUCAUCGGGAAUGAAGAAGCCGAAGGGUGUGGAGAGGAAGCAGUGGAAAAUGAUAGAAGGACAGAUUCAACGUUAAUCGGUAGUCGUGGUAUAGGUAGAGGGGCUGCACCCGUGAGAACGAAAGAGAGCCAGUGGUGAGGGUAACUGUGGAUGAGGCAAGUUGUAGAGGGGUUGGUAUGAGUGGACUGGUGGUGGUUGGCAAUGGUGUGGGUAGUAUUGCCGUUGAAAAUAUAGGGGCUGGUUGGUUAAAUGUGUUGAAGAAAGACAGUCAUACUUUUUCCCCACCGCUUGGGAAAAACCCUUGUCCCCCCUCCAACGCGGCUAAAGUUGAGUCGUGCGCCGGUUACUGUGUACCAGAGUAGUACAAAAAUAUAUGGUGGUGUCUCACUCGGUUGGGUUGGGAUGUGAAAAUGGUGUGGUGGGAGGGACGGUGGCGGUGUGGCCUCAAAAAUACACCGCAACCACACCGCGCGACUCUACCGCAGAAGCCGCCACCACCUUUCCACCGGAGUGCGGGGCCCACGAAAACGAGACCGCUUUGCGAGUUUAACAUCCUGACUGGAAAUUUGGGGGGUGAAAAAAUCAGCGACUCUGUGAAUUUGUGAUAUUUUCAAGAUCUGCGUCGAUGAUUUCCUGAAUUUUCGAAUUUAUUUCGUUGAAACUCUUUUUAGUUUCCGAGGGCCUUCAGUGAUCAGUGAUAAUUGGGACUAAUUUGUGGUGGUGAAGGGUAAGCUGAGUACUGAGCUAAUGAAUCUGUGAUAGUAUGCAGUAAAGUGGCGUUGGUUUGAGUGAAAAACUUGUUGAGAGUUGGCCAUUCGAGUGGAAGAAUUUGGAACGGACAAAAAAAAAAAAGUUGUUCUGGGGGUAAAACUGCGAGGACGAUGGGGAUAUAAGAAUUUGCAAACAGAUCCUGAUGCUCUGUCCCUGUUGUCGGGAUAAUGAAAUAAGGAUCAAAGGGAAGGAGAUCGAGACGCAUUUGGGUUUGAGGAUAGUGGAAUGGGAAUGACUGUACCGAGGUAAUAGAAAACGGAGAAAGAAUCUGGGAAACAAAUUCAAUUGUUGGAUUUCGAUUGGAGGGGGAGCUGAUGCUGUGUUCUGUGGUGGAAAAGAAAUCAAGGGAAUUCCGGGUGAUCCUUCGCUGGUGAACGUCGAUCCUGGGAGACGUUUAUUGAAAGGGAUCAGACAUCGGUGUGAUUAGUUGGCGGAUAGUCACCUGUGAAAUUCAGAUAGUCUGUCAAUGAUUCAGGUCUCAUGACGAAUCCCUUGAGAGAUGUCCGACCGGAUGAACGUCCUCAUGGACUUGAUUAUCCUGACUCGAGAAUCGCUCGCAAUCAUUCGUUGACGAGUAUCAAUCCGGCUGGACAGAUAUUCAGUUCGAGGCUGCGAAAGGCGAGGGUCUCUUCGACAAGACGAAGGAUGCAUAUCGCUGAGGAGUCACCUGCUCAGGGUAACGCCAGUGCCAAUCAGACCACUGACUAUGCACUCACAGCCGAUCUCCUGGCGGAGAGAACGUUGGAUGGACUACUUGCCGAACACCCUGGCGAGCUCAUCCGAACAGGCUGUCCCCACGUCGUCUGCACAGUUCUCCCAAACCACUGGAGAUCCAACAAGACCCUUCCCGUAGCAUUCAAGGUAGUGGCCCUCGGUGAAGUUGGGGAUGGAACACUCGUGACAAUUCGUGCUGGUAACGACGAGAACUGCUGCGCCGAGCUGCGUAAUUCCACAGCCCUCAUGAAGAAUCAGGUCGCCAAAUUCAACGAUUUGAGGUUCGUCGGGAGAAGCGGAAGGGGUAAGAGCUUUACUCUGACGAUAAUGUUGCAAACGCAGCCGCCGCAAGUGGCCACACUUUCCAAAGCCAUUAAAGUAACCGUCGACGGACCCCGAGAGCCGAGAUCCAAAACGAGACAGCAGGCCUUUCAUCCCUACCACUUUGGGCCACGUCCAUUUCCCUUUGGACAUCCGCAGGACCCACUGGGAUUCAAGCUGUCCGGAUUGCAACACCUGGGUCUUGAGCAGGCCGGUGGUCAAGGCUGGGGAGGUCUUCCUCGAGGUUCUCUACCUCCGCACUGUCUCCCACCCCCGCCGGGUCACCUAUCGCAGCCGCAUCCGCCGCCAGGCGCGGGUGGCACAGUAUCUGCCUUCAACCCCUUUCAUCACGCCAUCGAGCAAAGAUCUCCUCGACUGCCAGUUUCUAAUAGUGAACCAGCGAGGAACGAUUUGGGGCCAAUAAGCGUCGCCGUGAGGGAGUCAGCACAGACAGAUUCACCAGCGAAUUCUGGCCCCGGAUUACUAACAACUGCAUCAGUGACAGCACCAACACCACCUGCCGAGUCGGCGACAAAUAACAGUCCUUCGAAUCCACCCGGACAUCAUCCCCACCUGCAAGGUCUUCAUUUUCUGAGGGCACAUCCGCUGUUUGGAUCGAUAUUCGCACCGCUGCUGCCUCAGACCCCUUGGCUGUACAAUCCGCUGUCUUAUCAUCCGCCUCAGUACUUGGUGGAAUCAGACUGGCAUAAAUUGGCAGUGCACAUGCAGCAGCGGUUGCAGAGGCCCGAUCAGGCGAAUUUGGAAGACAUGAAGCAGCUGAGAAGUACGAGCGGCAGUCCCAGUGUGAGCUCUCGCGACGAAAGACGCCGAGAAGACGGUGACGCCUUGAGGGAUACGGAAAGUCCAGACGGUAGCAUCGAAGUGGAUGACAGAAAUGAACAGGAUCCAAUAUUCGAAGGUAGAAGUGAAGAUUCAUUACAGGAGCAGGAAUCACCUCGUAAUUCACCAGUGAGAAGUGACAUGGAAGACAGCGUAAAGGAGGAUUUCCGAGAUACCGACAAGCGUUUGAGACCGAGCAUUGAAAAUUUGAAUGACAUUGAUAGCCAGAAUGAGGAUCAAGGGGUACGUAGAAAUGACUUGACUGUGAAAAUACGUCUCGAAGGUACCGUUGAUUUGAGUACCAAGAGGGGCCAAGAUAAGGAGAAUGUUGGUCAGGAUUUAACGACAAGGAGAAAGGAAGACGAUGUGGAUGUCGAGAGGGAAACAGUUAGACCGAGAAAGGAUAGAAGCCCGAAGCCCAGGCACGUCUGGAGGCCCUAUUGAUGUUCGCAAAUAAGCUGUCAUGUGGAAUUUAAUGGAAAUCAACGAACGAGUGAUUCCUUCAUGAAGACUUUCGGUAAAUCUAUGAUUGCUUAUUGAGGGAGACGUCACUGACGUCGGGGACUUCGAGGACUAACCAGGGUUUAAUUGUCUUACUUUUGAUUCAGCCUGUACAUAAAAAUCAAUGCUACUGUAUCAUGUCGUAUUAUUAUCAGAAAUGAGAGGGUACGUUAUCAAUCAGGAGUGGGAACGAAUAAUUUUGAAUUUCAAUCGUCCACUUUAUAUAGAAUGAUCUUUAGACUUCACGGCCCUUCAUCCUUGAGGAUUUUCAUCGCGUAGAUAAUUCAAUAGUCAGGCAACUCAUCAUGCAGAUCAUUCAUCUGAGUUUGAGUCAUACAUAGCAAUGAUAUGAAUGAUAUCGAAUGGUUUAAAAAAAGAAAAAUCUUGUCUGGCCAUUGAGUUGUCCGAGUGAUGAGUUGUGAAGAUGGGACGACUUGUAUAUAUAAUGACUAGUCCUGACACCGAUCUCUAAUUGUCACCUGUAAAUAACUUAUUAGUAUUUAAGUAAAAUCUGAAAUAUGAUAAAUUAAUUUAGUGUAAUUAUGAUCAUCUUGGUGUUCUUCGAGGAUUAAACUAUGGAACAUCGUCAUUUGGCAGAGUAAUUAGGUUUUAUCAUGUUUAGGUAAUGCGAUCGAAUAAAUAUCAUUUGUUGAGAGCAAAGUGAGUACGUGAAAAGGCUGAUAUUUUAUUUCAGUGAAUAUACUACGUUAUUAGGUUUUAAUCUCAACGAUUUCCAAUCCAAUAAUUUCCUCAGGAUUGAAACAAUACAGGAGAGAAAAUGAUCCCUCAACCCACAGUCCUUAUAUCCCAGCCUAUGCAUUCAAAAACAAUUGUACAC